CACAAGUGCGCCUCAGACUUCUGCGCUGGGCCAUGUAACAUCUGCUGUCGCCAUGGAGCCGCCCGACACGAGCGUUCUCCUUUCCCCUCCUGAAGAGACUCUAAACCCCCCAUUGCCAAAUGAGGCUGUAAGCUCUUCGCUACCAAAUCUCACACCACGGCAUCAAGAACUCAUCCCGACUCCUUGCGGUCCUAUCAAGCCAUGGUCGGAACUGUCCUCCCCGGUCAAGAUCUAUUUCUGCGUCACCAUCCUCUCGCUGCUGAGUGUCCUCGGAUUAACCAUCGAGAACCUCGUCCUGCAAAAAGAUGAAAACUUCACCGUCUCGCUCAUUCAGUUCAUUGGAGUGGUCUUCUGCAUCUACUAUGUGAGCCGGGGGAUCCUGCAAGAGAACCACCAAGAGCUCAUAGUGUUUGUGUUCUCCGUCUCGCUGGUCAUGCUGCGCUCCAUCGUCAACUUCACAGUGCUGUCCGCCAAGCAGAAGCCAAAGUUGCUGGCUCGCUUCGUCCUGAUCCUUUUGGUUGGUGCCUUCGACGUGAUCUGCGCCGUCGUCCUGAUCCAGAGCGAUAGCAUGAUGGCCUUCCGGGUGGGCGGAGCCUUGCAGAGCCUCCAGGCCCAGUACUUCAUGCUGAAUCUCUGCUUUUCCAUGCUGACCUUCGACCUCCAAGCUCAGCUCUGCUUGUGUGUUCUGCUGCUCACCACCAUCCGGGAGAUCUCAGUGCUGCACAGCGUCUUCUUGGCUGUUGGGAUUCUUUGGGCUGUCCUAAAAGUCACAUGCGGCAUCACGGCGAUCCUAAAAGAGUUAAAACCUCUAGCCUGGAUUUUCCUGACUCAGAAUUUACCUGAAGUGGCUUACCUCGCCUACCUGCUCUACACAGUCAUCGAAGAGUGGGGCCAAGGGAACUCCUACGCGCUAGAAGCUGCUGUCAUCACCUGCUCCUGCAUCUCCGUGAUGAUCAAAAGCGUGCUCUUCUGGGCUUUGUUCCAUGUCUACCGCAGCUUUGGGCAGGGGCUGAGAGAAAGGAUGUUUUCUUCCUAUGGAAGGAUCGAGUCGUGACGUGGUUCUCCCUUCGCCAGGCCUGCAGCGGUGCUCUUAUAGAGUGAAAACGUCUUCGGGGAGUCCCGAACUUCCCGUUUACGUGGGAAAGAGAGGCCGAAGAGCAAAUAUCAGCCAGAGAGGCUCAGCUACAAAGGUCAACCAGGACACGUCCACACGACCUUCCACGCUUCAGGCUCGUAGCCGGGGCUGUCUCUGGAUGCAGCCAGCAGCUCCAUCUUGAAACCUCGUCGAAUUCCCGACCUAAUCACACCAUUCCCGUUUUAAAUAACAUUGGUGCCGCAUCAUCUGUUAUCAUGCUGUGACGCCCUCUAGGCGUGGCGUGUGUUGCAAGUGGGUGCCGCCGCUCGUGAUCAAUUUUCUGCUUUCUCUCCCUUCUCCGUAAGCCUGCAUGUAGAUUAGUUCAGCUUGGGCGUUUUGCCCUUGGUAGGCCCGGACAACAGUGGCACCCGGUCAACUUGAGAUUCGGCAGCCUGGCUCAGGACUGGGAGCCCUCUUUUGUGAUUUUACAUGGCCAAACGCUCCAUCUUUGUGCAACCAGGAGCCGUCGUUCUUUCCCCCAUCUCCCUCUCACUCAGAAAAUAAAGGGUAUCUGUUUUAAGAUGCCACCCCCUAGACAGUACCUUGCGUUCAGAUUCAGGUCUCCUGCUUAGAACUGUAAAAGGCCGAGCUGGGUGGACACAUCUGUCCAUCUCUUUGGUUGCAACUCUGAAUUUGCCUGGCGUUAAAACACAGAUGGCUUUGUUCAGUUUGAAACACUAAUCAAACUGCAUAGGGUCUUUCUCCUGCAACCACCUUCCAGAGGCCCAGAGGCCCUACACAGCUACUGAAGUACCAGACAGCGUGCACGGAGGGGUGCGGGCACUGGGCUGCAGCAGUACUAGAUACCUUCAAGUUUGCAGGAUGAGUUUUCACUCAUCUUUCGCCAUUGAUUCUGAUCCUGUUUCUUUGGUAGAGAGGGUGUCCAGGAAUACCUAGCCGGUUUUGCUCCAUCGUUCACUUCUGGGAUGUCGGGGGUCAGCGGUGGAGACACCCAAGACAGCAGCUUGUGCCUCAAGGGUGGCUCUCUCACGAGAAAUGAACAGUGAGGACAGGGGGAAAUGCUAUCCCUGGAGGUUAGAUGGAGAGAAGCUGCCCGCCCACCCGCCCUGAGCCAGCUCCAGAAUUUUGGGAGCACUUCUGUCAAGAUCUAUCAGAACAUUAGACCAGAAAGUGUUUUGGACUUCAACUCCCAGCAUUCCUGUCCAUUGACCAUGCUGGCAAGGCUUUCUGGGGUUGAAAUCUCAAGCACCUGGAGGUCUUCCUUCUGCCCACCCCUGCCUGAGACAACAACAGCUAGAGAAGGAUGGGGUGAGUGGAUUCAGAGCUCGCUUAAUCCCCCUCUGCUCCCGACACUCAACUCUGCAAUACAGUGGAGAGAAAGCUCCUCUUGUGAGGGCUACACAAAAAACUGAUGACCUUGAUCUUGCUGGUGUCUGUUGGGUUGGUGGUCCUUCACCCAGCUGUAAAUCCUGGUCCUUCCCCGCAAGCCAGUCUACCUCUGGUACGGGACAUGUGGUCAUGUUUGUUCCCCCUCUUUUCUGGAAAAGGCAAAUGGCUUAGGCUGCUUAACCAUGGAGGACUGUUUGGCAUCAUUCCGUAGCACAAAACCACUUCUGCUUCUGAUCUGCAUAGCAAAGCUGCAUUAGUAAAACAGCCCAACUUACCCCAUGGAAGCAUAGGCUGUAUUUUUGCCCCUGCAUAUGGAAAUAUGAGUCGGGGCGUCACUCUUCUGUGAGCCCCAGUACGCCGCCAGUCACUCAGACGACGUCUCCAGCUCCCACCGACUAAAGCUACAGCGAGUUGCUUGUGUCUGUGUAUUAGCAUGGCUGAUUUCUUGCUAAAUCCAAAUAACUUUUCUUACGUUAGAAAAAUCCUCAGCCUCCAAAGCUGACCUCACAAAUUUUAAUAUCUUUUUUUUUUUGUUUUGGUCCUGUUCUUUCAAAAUAACCAAGUCCCAGCUAUGUGAGUGUCUUAACCGAAGUACUGUUUCACAGCAGAGUUUUUGUUUUUGGAAAAAAAGAAAUGUUUAAUACUGUAAUUUUAAAGCGUUAAUUUGUUAAGAGGUUUGUUACUGGCCUUGUAUUUUUCAAUAAA
Messenger RNA from Elgaria multicarinata webbii, 3190 nucleotides. RefSeq lists its product as uncharacterized. The transcript is spliced from 9 exons. NCBI's taxonomy places the organism in Eukaryota, Metazoa, Chordata, Lepidosauria, Squamata, Anguidae. The coding region runs from base 53 to 1054 and encodes 333 amino acids. The record is from RefSeq and is a predicted model, not a curated record.